CAGAGGUUUGCCAACUGGAUAGAAUAUGGAUGUGCUAUUUUACUUACUAUUUAUUUGCUUUAUGACUGGAGUAACAGCCGAUUCUUCCAAAUUUUCAGAUUAUAACGAUCAUCCUUGUAAGAGAGAGUGCCAAGAUGAUGGAAAACCAAUGACUUGUGUCUAUGAUUUUACAUUAGAAUAUUACUAUACCUUAUCUAAAGCUUGCUAUGACUGUCCUAGAAAUAUAACUGAUUGUUACAGACCGCAUUGUGUACCAGCUGAUGGUGUUUCUAGAUCUAUUAUAACAGUAAACCGCAUGCUACCUGGUCCUGGUAUACAUGUGUGUGAGAAUGAUGAGAUAGUUGUGAACGUCCACAACAACUUAGAAACUGGUGAAGGAACAACCAUUCAUUGGCAUGGUAUAUUGCAGAUAGAUUCACAAUGGAAUGAUGGAGUUCCUAUGGUUACACAGUGUCCCAUUGUUUCUCGCACUACCUUCCAGUACAAGUUCCGAGCUAGCAAUCCAGGAACGCACUUCUGGCAUGCUCAUACUGGUGUGCAGAGAGCUGAUGGGGUUUACGGUAAUCUGGUAGUACGACAACCACCCAAAUCAGACGUACACUGGUCGCUAUAUGAUCAUGACUUGCCAGAACAUACGAUGGUGGUGAACGACUGGUUAAAUCAGCUGACUAUUGAUAGAUUUGCUGCGCAUCAUCAUAAUGAUGGUGAUAAUAAGCCGCGUCUGAUGUUAAUAAAUGGCAGGAAUAAUUAUAAAGAGUUUAAAUACGAUGAUACUCCUGAUCAAAUAUUCAAGACACCAAAUGAAGUUUUCAAAGUUAAAAUGAAUGAGACCUACAGAUUUAGAGUGGCCAGUAACGCUAUCUUCAAUUGUCCACUACAAAUAUCUAUAGAUGAUCACACCAUGACGGUGAUAGCAAGUGAUGGUAGUCCAUUCGAUCCAGUUGUAGUCGAUUCCUUCAAUAUCUUUGCUGGUGAAAGGUUUGAUUUUGUGCUCCAUGCCACCCAAGAUCCUGGAAAUUAUUGGUUUAGAGUCCGUGGUAUGGCUGAUUGUGGUGAAUCACAGAAACAAGGUCAGGCUUUUGCUAUCAUCAGAUAUGAAGGUGCUUCCGAAGAACAACCGUCAGCUUCGUCAAAUUAUUUGGAUUCGAAGCGCGGAGGAAUGCUUCUAAAUCCAUGGAAUGAAAAAGCAACAGAGACUAAACUACCAGUUACCAAAUUAAAUGCUUUAAUAGAAGAUUUUGAUGGAAUGGACGGGACUCCAGAUAAGAAAUUUUAUGUGACCUUCGACUUCAAUAAACUAGACAAUUUUCAUUUCAACCAUCCGGAGUUAUAUCCUCUUCAAUCCAUCAACAAAAACAAGCAUCUGUACUCACCACAGAUGAAUGGUAUAUCAAAUCAUCUCCCUUCAUCUCCACCAUUAACUCAAUUUGAUGACAUUUCAGAGGAAAUGUACUGUAAUGUUGAUACUGUGAAGAACAAGAACUGUAGUCGAGAAUUCUGUCAAUGUGUACAUAGAUUAGUGGUAGAUUUAAAUGAUGUGGUAGAAAUUAUACUAAUAGAUGAAGGAGUAACAUUUAAUGCCAACCAUCCGACACAUUUACAUGGUCAUACUUUUAGGGUAGUAGGUAUGGGCAAGUUGAAUGUAUCAACCAGUUUGGAAGAAGUGAUGAGAUUAGACAGAGAAGGAUUAAUAGAACGUAAAUUAAGUAAGGCAGUAGCUAAAGAUACUGUGACUGUACCAGAUGGUGGUUAUACAGUUAUUAGAUUCCAUGCCAAUAAUCCAGGAAUGUGGUUCUUCCACUGUCAUAUAGAAUUCCAUGUAGAAAUUGGUAUGGGUUUAUUAAUACAAGUUGGUUCUAAAGAUGAUAUGCCUAAAAGACCUAAAGGAUUUCCAACAUGUGGUAACUACCAGUAUCAUGGUGAUGAAGAACCAGCAACACCCUAUCCUAGUUCCUCUAUAUCAUUCCAGUGCAAUAUAGCUGUUAUAUUUCUAUCACUAGUUUUCUUCUUGUUUCACUAG
Lottia gigantea (owl limpet) is the source of this 2020-nucleotide messenger RNA. RefSeq lists its product as hypothetical. The coding region runs from base 26 to 2020 and encodes 664 amino acids. The record is from RefSeq and is a predicted model, not a curated record. Gene Ontology annotation, molecular function: copper ion binding; oxidoreductase activity. The transcript is spliced from 9 exons. NCBI's taxonomy places the organism in Eukaryota, Metazoa, Mollusca, Gastropoda, Lottiidae. Gene Ontology annotation, cellular component: plasma membrane. Gene Ontology annotation, biological process: iron ion transport.